This is a messenger RNA of Pantherophis guttatus, 2176 nucleotides long. RefSeq names its product GRAM domain containing 2A (gene GRAMD2A). Gene Ontology annotation, molecular function: phosphatidylinositol-4,5-bisphosphate binding. The record is from RefSeq and is a predicted model, not a curated record. Gene Ontology annotation, cellular component: endoplasmic reticulum membrane; organelle membrane contact site. NCBI's taxonomy places the organism in Eukaryota, Metazoa, Chordata, Lepidosauria, Squamata, Colubridae. Gene Ontology annotation, biological process: regulation of store-operated calcium entry.
GCCGCGCCUCGGGAUGGCGGGUCGGAGGGCCCUUGUCCUGCUGCUGCCCCGAGGAAGCUGCGGAACUGACGGAGACGCCGCCGCCGCCGCCUUUUUCCAAACCAAUGCAUGAGAAAUCAGGGCUGAUGCACAGCCUGGACAAGCUGGAAUCCUGGCACAAGGAAAAGAACUUGGAUUCUCCGAAUGGCAGUUUGAAUCUGAACAAUGCUGUAAAGAAUGAAGAACUCAAGAAAUGUCCCCAAGAAGUCACGGCUCCCAAUAAAUAUAAUUCUCAGUAUCACAAGUUAUUCAAGGAUAUCCCCACUGAAGAGAGCGUGGUGAAAGUCUGCUCCUGUGCUCUCCAGCGAGACAUCCUUAUCCAAGGCCGCCUCUACAUUUCUCCAAACUGGCUCUGUUUCUACGCAAACCUUUUUGGGAAGGAUAUCAAGGUUGUUAUCCCUGUGGUCUCUGUCCAACUAAUCAAAAAGCACAAAACAGCCCGGUUGUUGCCAAACGGACUCGCCAUCACCACCAACGCCAGCAGAAAAUACAUCUUUGUGUCCCUCAUUUCCAGAGACAGCGUCUACGAUGUCUUGCGGCGUGUCUGCACCCACUUGCAGGUCUCCAGCAAAAAAAGUCUGAGUUUGAAAGAAUUCACCGAAGAGCCAGAUGCGGUAGCCUUGGCGGUCAUCGUCCCAGAGGUGAAUUGGAGGAGGAGGUCCACGGCGUCACUUUCGCUCGCCCUCCCAGAUGCUGGCUUCCAGUGUAUCCACCGAACUUCGAUCAGCAGCCUCAGUGCUAAAGAGACCUCCUGCAACUCGGAGGAGCCCCUGGUAUCAGAAAGCACGGUAAACUCUGAGGAGGAAGAGGAGGAAGAAGAAGAAGAGGAGGAGGAGGAGGAAGAGGAGUUAGUAGUGGACCAAAGCUACAAAGCAGAACUGAGACCAGCUGAUUAUCAGCUGCUGAAAAUCUUCAUAGUGUUAAUCUGCCUUUUGGUGUUGUCCUCAUUGUACCUGGCCUUCCGAAUCUUCCGGCUGGAGGAGCAACUCUCCUCCUUGAACCAGGAUUACCUUUCUCGAGUAUCUCAAAGAUGAUUGUAGCACAAGGAAGAUUGGAGAAGAUGAAACUUCACCUUAAACUCGGGUCCAAGUAGGUAACGUGGCUGCUAUGAAGACGGGGCAAGUGGGACUCUGGUUCUUUUUCCAUUCUUGUUGGACCAAAGCAGUGAGGAACACCUUAGGUGCUUCCUCACCUCCAAGAAUCCCGUUGGAGUCUUAACAUGUUGCGUUGACUCUAUUAGAACAUCUACCAGGCUGCUGGGGAUGCUUACGGCCAUGACUGAAAAGGUCCUAGCUAGUCUGGUCCAAGAGUGGCAGUUCCAGCCACAAUUUCAGAGGUGACCUCCUCAGCGAUGACGAAGUUAUGGAACUUACUCUCAACAGUGCCAGCAACAUUGGAGACUGCACUUAGAGGACUUCUCCAAGGUCCUUCCUUGCACUUUGGAACAGCAGCACUCGGCUGCUCUUACCCGUGAACUUCAUGGCUCUCUCCAAGGGGCUAUUUGAAAUGCCAGGUAGACAUGGCCGGAUUCUCCUCCGCAGAGGGUUCCUCCUGGGUGUGCCCGUUGCCAGCACUCAGGGCCUCUUUUCCCGUGGAAGGCGAGUGGCCGGAUAGUUAUUACUCCUGCAAUGAAAACACAACCAGUCAACGAAGAUGACUAGUAAAUGAUAUUUUACUAAGGAUGAGUAGGGGUGUGGAGCUGUCCCGUCCCUGCCCUUUCACAUCCCAGUAUUCCGAGUUCUCCUUAGGAGAAGGACUGGCUUUCUUGCACUAACAAUGCUGCUGCAGUGAUUUGCACCCCUGCAAAAUUUCCAGAGAGCCAAAGUGACUUUUGAGUGGGUGAGAUGGGGGUGCCUCUCGGCUGCCAGGCAAGCCCAAGGUUCUUAUGGACUGCGGCCAACUGAACAUAUGCUGAGCUGUUGAGUAGGCAGCUACAUCAGGGUCUUUCGGGAAAAGGAAAUGUAGAAGAAGCGUCUCGGUGAUUGAGUUGCAGCCCAAAAUGCCCUUCCUUUUUGGUUUGCCUCCUUAAAAUAGAAGCUGUAGCUUGGCUUUGAUGGGAGGGGAGACCACCCCACCAAGUAGACCAGAUUGUGAAAUCAACUCUACAGGAUGAUUACAGUUACUUUGAGAUUGGCUA